Messenger RNA from Colletotrichum tamarilloi, 1122 nucleotides. RefSeq lists its product as uncharacterized. Gene Ontology annotation, biological process: regulation of DNA-templated transcription. The record is from RefSeq and is a predicted model, not a curated record. Gene Ontology annotation, molecular function: DNA-binding transcription factor activity. The coding region runs from base 1 to 1122 and encodes 373 amino acids. The transcript has 2 exons. NCBI's taxonomy places the organism in Eukaryota, Fungi, Ascomycota, Sordariomycetes, Glomerellales, Glomerellaceae.
AUGGAUAGAGAGAAUGCUUCUUCCGUUUCAGGAAAGGAUGACUGGACCGCAGUAUCUGACCCGAGAGAGAAGAAGAGGAUUCAGAACCGAAUCGCGCAACGUGCUCACCGUGAGAAGCUUAAACAGCGUCUUCAAGUUCUUGAGAGUUUGGUCAAAGAGAAGAAAGAAUUGUCCGCCAACGAGCAUGAGCCCCGGGACAAAGACUCGCUCAGCGUACCCACGACCCCAGGACAACGAUCAGUGCCAUCAUCAACAGCGCCUCCUCUCAGCUCAACUAGCAUGUCCAGAGAAUCAAUGUCUCUUUCAGAAGAUCCCUCGUCACAAUACCCAGAAGUCGCCGAGACCAUGUGGCGUUUUCUUGCCCAGACACCGCAGAACCCACCACUAAUCGCCAGCUCAGCCGGGCUCUUCAGUGGGGGAAGGCCAAAUGACAUCCAUAAAGGAUUGGCGCCGGGAUGUUUCGACCGCGGAGAUCCACUGGCUGUGAGGUUUGAUGUCCCCUCAGACCAGAUGCUUGGGAUGAUGGCCCCAGGUGAGAUACCAAGCUGGGGAAACGAUAUCGCUCUCAGUUAUCUCUCCUCCCCACCCGAAACAGAAGCUUUCCAACGUGGUGACUACUCUGACGAGUUCAUGGGUAUUCGCGGUGGCUCCUGCGCUGGGAAGAAUGAACUGAAAACGCCACGGGGACGGGUCGGCUCUAUAGCAAGCACUACGUCUCUUUGCGAGAGGCUGAACUGUCUGAAGCAUUGUGCAAAACUUCUGGGCUUCAGCAGCUUGGAUGCCGUGCUAUCUCUCUACUACACAGCCGACCUGAGCGAGUCACCUGCGCUCUCAAACGAGCAGAGUGCCAGUCGCGAGCGGCGGCUUCCCACUCUGCUCUCCGAGAUCAGAGAGCAUUCCAACAUUUGGAAUAGAUGGGAGCAAUCUGGUUUCAUUGAAGAAAUGCUUAGAGGUGCUGAAUGCUUUUACGCCGAGGAAGUCAAACAAGGGAGGGCUGACUUGGAUGAUCAACUCAUGGGAACUCUCGACGACCCGUUGAUGAUAGAAUCCGUGCCCGAGAUCGCGUGGAUCUUGAGAGACAAGGUCCGUGUUUUACCCAGCCCCCAAGCAUCAUUGCUAUGA